AUGGGAAAAACGCAAAUAUGGGAAAAACGCAAAUAUGGCAAAUACGCAAAUAUGGCAAAAACGCACAUAUGGGAAAGACGCAAAUAUGGGAAAAACGCAAAUAUAGGAAAGACGCAAAUAUUGGAAAGACGCAAAUAUGGGAAACACGCAAAUAUGGGACAAAAGGCAAAUAUGGGAAAAACGCAAAUAUGUGAAAAAAGCAAAUAUGGGAAAAACGCAAAUAUGGGAAAAACGCAAAUAUGGGAAAAACGCAAUUAUGGCAAAUACGCAAAUAUGGCAAAAACGCAAAUAUGGGAAAGACGCAAAUAUGGCAAAAUCGCAAAUAUGGCAAAAACGCAAAUAUGGGAAAAACGCAAAUAUGGGAAAAACGAAAAUAUGGGAAAAACGAAAAAUGGGAAUAGAUUAACUUGUGAACGCAAAUAUCGGAAGAACGGAUUUAUGGGAAGAUCGCAAUUAUGGGAAGAACGCAAUUAUGGGAAGAACGCAAAUAUGGGAAGAACGCAAAUAUGGGAAGAACGCAAGUACGGGAAGAACGCAAGUAUGGGAAGAACGCAAAUAUGGGAAAAACGCAAGUAUGCGAAAAACGCAAAUAUGGGAAAAACGCAAAUAUGGGAAAAACGCAAAUAUGGGAAAAACGCAAAAAUAUGGGAGAAACGCAAAUAUGGGAAAAACGCAAAAAUAUGGGAAAAACGCAAAUAUGGGAAAAACGCAAAUAUGGAAAAACGCAAAUAUAGGAAAAACGCAGUUAUGGCAAAAACGCAAAUAUGGGAAAAACGCAAAUAUUGCUAA
Messenger RNA from Schistocerca cancellata (South American locust), 789 nucleotides. RefSeq lists its product as uncharacterized. The transcript has 2 exons. NCBI's taxonomy places the organism in Eukaryota, Metazoa, Arthropoda, Insecta, Orthoptera, Acrididae. The record is from RefSeq and is a predicted model, not a curated record. The coding region runs from base 1 to 789 and encodes 262 amino acids.